ACAGAUCUCAGUGCUAAGGUGGGCCAGCUGUGGACAAGGGUGCUGUCACAGGGUCACCGAAGACAUGAGUCUCUGCCACUAGACAAAUCCAAUUGCCGAGGCUUCUCUUCGUGUGAAGCAGCUGGGUAGAAAAUGGCUGCCAUCAGUGUAUUAAUGGUACUCCUGCCUGUUGUGUGGGCCUGUUCUCCACAGAAAGCAGAUUACGUUAUGAUCUCUUGUUUUCCCAACACCAUUAUCGCCAACGUGCCGGAGUGCCCGUACGGUUGGGAGGUAGAACAUCUGUCUCUAGGAGGGGUGUGCUACAGCGGCGUCAACAUUCUGGGGUAUUACCGCUUCACCAUUCCUGACCUGACCCCCAAAAACCACUCCUACUGCGGGACAUUGUCAGAGUACAUGGGGGGUAAGGACCCCAAAUACGUGUUCUAUAACUCAAUAGUGUCCAACGACACUUCCCUGACAGUCAGGAACCAGCCUGUCAACUACACCUUCAGCUGCACGUACCGAGCUGCGUACCUGGUGAACAACGCUGUGUUCAGCCAAAGAGUGGCAACAGUUUAUGUCAACAACGGAAGUAUAGGCACAUUUAAAUCUCAGUUAUCUAUGAACGUGUUCACCAAUUCUAAGUUCCUGUACGCUAAGGACGCUCCCUUUGUGAUCGACACAUCAGAGAUUGGCUCUGAGGUUUUUAUUGGGAUUGAAGCAAAGGGACUGAGCAACAGAUUCAAAGUUGUGAUUACCAAUUGCUGGGCCACACCUUCACCCUAUUCCACUGACAGGAAGCGGUGGAGUCUAAUCAUCAACAGCUGUUCGGCAGAUAAAACGGUCACCAUCUUCGAGAACGCCAAAGACAGCAAGUCCAUGUUCAAGUUCCAUUCCUUCCGUUUUCAACGUCUGGAGAAGGUGUCGACGGUCUGGCUUCACUGCGAGGUGCAUGUGUGCGACAGUGAAAAACUCUACUGCCUACCGGCUCCGUGCAGUUCAAGACAUUCAACAUUAGAAUCAGACACCAGUGGUGGCGUCCUGACCAUGGAGUUUCAAAUUAAAGCUGAGGGCUCCUCCAGUCACAGACACCAUGCAGGUACCUGGCUGUGUUUCCUGAGUUUAUUCCUGGUGAAUACCUUAUUGGGGUGUCUUCACUUACCAAACGUAUAAGGAAGACCUGCUCAUUACACCUGGACAGCACAUCCGGACACCUCACUUGCUCAUCACACCUGUAUGUGUGGAAAACUGCUCAUCAGACUGGGACAACCAACCUGCUCAUCUCAUUCUUUCUCUUUCACAUAGAAAAGAUAAAAGGUGUGCAGGUGUAUCAUAUAGCCAUGUAAGUUGUGGGAACUAUGACACACAGAGACAUAUAAACAGAGAGAGAGAGAGAGAGAGAGAGAGAGAGACAGAGGAUGAAAGUAAAGUAUGCUCACAUACACAUACAUGCACAUAUUCACACCAAACCUUGGUCAAAUAUGUAUUUCAAUAAAUGUGCUUCAAAUAUUAUUUUGAAAUAUUUAAAUUACUUUCAAAUAACACAUUUAAAAAUACAGUAUAUCUGAAUAUUUUAAUGUAUUUGGGAAAAAAAUUUAAUGUGAAAGUAUUUGUAAUUGAAUAUAUUUGUUUAGUAAUAUUGAAACAUGUAAUUUACUUAGAUUCUUUGAAUGAUGGAUGAAUACUCAUAUGUAUGCCUUUACGCAAAAUACCAACACACCAUUGAUUGUUCUUUUCAUUUUCUUUCAUUUUUUUCAGUAAAGGGUGAGGCCACAAUAAAACCACUGCAGGAUCCAUCCCAAUGAUUUGCAAAGUUUAUUGUUAAAUAAGCAACAAUUAUCCAUGUUUUAGCUUUCAAAAUUAGUCAGCAGGAAAAUAAAGAAAAAUAGGUCAAAAAGUUGAAAUGUUAAGCCUUAUUAAUGAUAGGAAAUAUUUACUUUCCAUCAGUAAUCUGUU
Anguilla rostrata (American eel) is the source of this 1935-nucleotide messenger RNA. RefSeq names its product tectorin beta (gene tectb). The record is from RefSeq and is a predicted model, not a curated record. Gene Ontology annotation, molecular function: extracellular matrix structural constituent. Lineage: Eukaryota; Metazoa; Chordata; Actinopteri; Anguilliformes; Anguillidae. Gene Ontology annotation, cellular component: cell surface. The transcript is spliced from 11 exons. Bases 133 to 1152 code for a protein of 339 amino acids.